This is a messenger RNA of Colletotrichum truncatum, 1416 nucleotides long. RefSeq names its product acetylornithine aminotransferase. The record is from RefSeq and is a predicted model, not a curated record. Gene Ontology annotation, biological process: arginine metabolic process. NCBI's taxonomy places the organism in Eukaryota, Fungi, Ascomycota, Sordariomycetes, Glomerellales, Glomerellaceae. Gene Ontology annotation, molecular function: identical protein binding; transaminase activity; pyridoxal phosphate binding. Gene Ontology annotation, cellular component: mitochondrial matrix.
AUGAUGGCGUUCCGUGCUCCUUUGCGCCUUCAAUUGGCCAAAUGCCAGCCGCUUCUGGCCGUUUCUUCCCGAUUUAACGUCCGCGCGCUGUCGUCUGCCACCGCCGCCGCCUCCAGCCUCCCCGAAGAUGUGAAGAGCAGCAUUAACAAGGAAGCCUCUGUCCCGAAUCCUGAUCCCACUGAAGACUCUCCCAGCGCUGCUCUUGUUCGCGAGCAUGCGCCCUAUAUGGUGGCCACUUAUGCCCGACCUCCGCCGGUGUUCGUGAAGGGUCAAGGCUCUCUCUUGUGGGACAUUGAGAACAGGCAAUAUCUCGACUUUACUGCCGGUAUUGCCGUAAAUGCUCUGGGUCACUGCGAUCCCGAGAUCACCAAGCUCAUGACCGAGCAGGGUAGCACUCUCAUGCACGCCUCGAACCUCUACUACAACCCCUGGACCGGCGCGCUUUCCAAGCUCUUGAUUGAGAAGACCCUUGAGGCUGGUGCCAUGUACGACGCCAACUCUGUCUUUGUCUGCAACUCGGGCUCCGAAGCCAAUGAGGCAGCCAUCAAGUUCGCCCGGAAGGCGGCGAAGAUCAGCGACGCUUCGGGCGACAAGUUUGAGAUUGUUUCUUUCAACAAUGCCUUCCACGGCCGCACCAUGGGCAGCUUGUCUGCCACACACAACCCUAAGUACCAGGAGCCUUUCGCGCCGAUGCUGCCUGGCUUUAAGCUCGGCAAGUUCAACGACGUUUCGGCGAUCAAUGAGACUGUCACCAAGAAGACAUGCGGAGUAAUUAUCGAGCCUAUCCAAGGUGAGGGCGGUGUUACUCCCGCCACUGAUGAGUUCUUGAUUGCUCUUGCCAAGCGUUGCCGCGAGGUCGGCGCUGUUCUCAUUUACGACGAAAUCCAGUGCGGUCUCUCGCGCACCGGUACCUUCUGGGCACACACUCACCUGCCCAAGGAGGCUCACCCCGACAUCAUCACCACGGCCAAGGCGCUCGGCAACGGUUUCCCCAUUGGUGCCACCAUUGUGAACAAGACCGUUUCUGAGAAGAUCAAGGUUGGCGACCAUGGCACUACUUUCGGUGGCAACCCGCUUGCCUGCCGCCUGGCGCACAACAUUGUCUCCCGUCUUGCCGAUCCCGCCUUGCAGAAGGAUGUUGUGGCCAAGGCCGCUGUGUUCAAGUCCCGCUUCGAUUCCCUUCGCGAGCGUUUCCCAGACUUGAUCAAGGAGGUCCGCGGCCGCGGCCUUAUUCUUGGUCUGCAGCUUACCCAGGACCCUACCCCCAUUGUCAAGGCGGCUCGCGAGCGUGGUCUGCUGAUCAUCACCGCCGGUACCAACACCCUUCGCUUCGUUCCUCCUCUGACCAUCUCAGAGCAAGAGAUCCAGCAGGGUCUGGACAUCUUGGAAGAGGCUAUUGCCGCCACUCGGUCAUGA